AUGGAAACAAGAAAUAUUGCGUUAACUGUUGUUGUGCUUACAUCUUUGUCAGUUGUGUCUGGUGUUAUUUUGGUGUGGUAUUUUGUUAUAUUGCCAGACGUUACUUCAGGAGUCAAAAGAGGUGGUCGACCUAAUAUCAUUAUUAUUCUUGCUGAUGACGUCGGAUAUGCUGACUUUCAAACCUAUGGACACCCAACGCAAGAAUGGACAGCAGUAGAUAGAAUGGUCAUGGAAGGGAUUAAGUUCACAAAUUUUCACAGCCCAUCAUCUAUAUGUUCACCAAGUAGAGCAGCAAUUUUGACAGGUCGUUAUCCAAUUCGAACCGGCGUGUUUGGCAAAGGACUUGUAUUUGCACCAAGUUCAUCUGGAGGAUUGCGUCAUGAUGAAACAACCAUAGCCGAAGUCCUGCGGCACGGGGGGUAUAUUACCGGUAUGAACGGAAAAUGGCACUUGGGUAUUAAUGAAAAAUCUGCUACAGAUGGAGUAUACUUGCCUCACCGUUACGGAUUUGAUUACGUUGGAACUACUUUACCUCAUUCACAAAUGUGGGCUUGUGAUCCAAAAAAGUAUACAAUACCGCAGAUGAAAGGAUGUUUUCUGUAUCAUAAUGAUACAAUUGUGGAACAACCAAUCAACCUCAACACUCUGACAGGUAGACUCGUUAACGAGACAAAAGCAUUUAUCCGUGAAAACAAGGAUCAACCAUUCUUCUUCCUUUUGUCUUUUCCACAAACUCAUUCUGCAGUAUUUGCCAGCACCGCGUUUCUUGGCAAAUCCAAGAGAAGUAUAUAUGGGGAUGCCAUUAAUGAAAUGGGCUGGGGAAUUGGAGAAGUUCUCGAUUAUUUAAUCGAACUUGGGAUUGAAAAAGACACGUUGGUAGUUUUUCUAUCGGACCAGGGACCUUUAAAAGACGGUUGCGGGAAUGGUGGUUCCACAGGUUUCUUUCGUGGAGGAAAAACAACAACGUGGGAAGGAGGGAUUCGUGUUCCAGCAGUGGCAUGGUGGCCUGGAACCAUUUCACAGAAAAUUGUCUGCGAUUCGUUACUGAGCACCAUGGAUUUGUUUCCGACUAUUAUAAAGUUUGCAAGUUUGCUAAAUUCCACAACAUUCAAGCAGUUGUCUAUUGAUGGAAAGGAUAUUAGCGGAAUAUUGAAAGGUGAAAACAGCAAGUCUCCACACGAAGUGCUGUUUUAUUAUUACGGAGAUUUAUUGACUGCUGCUCGUUAUGAUCGAUAUAAAAUUCACUAUCGCACGAUGUCACUUAUGAAAGACGUCAUGGAUGGGCUCAAAGAAGAUCGUUGUUAUUACGGUUCUUUCUCGAUGUUACAACAACUUUUCGGUUUCCAAAAUAGAGGGACGGAGCAUGAUCCGCCUUUAAUAUUUGAUCUUGAUGCUGAUCCGGAAGAACUGGUUUCCUUAGAUACAACGAAUCAAGAAUUGGAAAACUUACUUGAAACCGUUGAAGAUUUAUUACAAUCCCACAAACUAUCAAUCGUGUCUGUGGAAUCAGAAGUUGAUAAGCCACACAUGAAGCAGUUGUAUCCCUGCUGUAACCCGCCUACAUGCAUAUGCAACUAUAACGAUAAAAUGAUGAAAUAGUGGACGCCGGAUAGUGUAACUACGAAGCAAACGCUUUUACAUAACAUUUUAAUAGAUGGAAACAAAAGAUGCAAGCAUCACUGAAGCAUUCAAAGAUAUUUAGUCUAUACAUAGAUUCUGCCACCUGCUGCAUUUGUAAAACUGCGUUCAGCACUGAAAUAUUCUUUACUAUCACGAUCGUCUUUAGACUCUAUACCACGAAAAUCUGUUUACAUUUAUCUAGUCUA
Molecule: messenger RNA, 1826 nt
Organism: Styela clava
Lineage: Eukaryota; Metazoa; Chordata; Ascidiacea; Stolidobranchia; Styelidae
Product: arylsulfatase-like
Molecular function (GO): arylsulfatase activity
Source: RefSeq, a predicted model, not a curated record